CAUCUCCGUUGUGUAGCUUCGGAUACGACCCGACUUCAGCAAAUAGUCAAACUUGAAAAUCUCAGUAUCAGCGAUACCAAGCUUCCUCUAUUGAACUCAUCGAAAUUUGAAGACACAGAAUCAAGAUGGGGGACUUGCCGCAUCUGAGUGAUCAGAUCGGAAGCUUUAGCUUAUCGUCUAUUCACCCGGCUGAUCCAGCUUACACUCCGCUUCUCUAUCGACUCCGCGAAGAAACCUUCCAGAACCGGACAACUCAAGUCAGACAUGGCUCAUACCUCAGGCGUUUUACUAGAGAUACCUCUUUCGACAUAACUGCGGCUAUCAAGGAGAAGUCUGGAAUUGAUCUCAACAAUUUCAUGCAGCGAUAUGGAUUGACUGGCUGCGUUGUUGUUCAGAAUGGAGCCAUAAAACUCGAAGAGUACAGGCACGGAAACUCACAGGCGUCUCGAAACGAUGUCCAGUCAGUCACAAAAUCCUUUGUUGCAACAGCUCUCGCCAUUGCUCAGCAAGAAGGAAAACUAUCCGUCAACGACCCAGUAUCUCGCCAUGUCGAGGAGCUGAAAGGAACUGCCUGGGCAGACGUGCCGCUACUUGCUCUAUCCAGCAUGUCUUCAGGGGUAGUUGAGCAAUCAGAAGAGGAGCGACCGGCUGACGUGCCCAAUCCCAUGUAUGCCAUCGAGCUUUAUCCCCAGACUGAUCCCGAGGCAGUUCUCAACUGGCUCAAGACGUCGAGGAAUGUGGCUGAGCCUUGGGAAGAGUUUCACUACUAUAACCCAAACUAUUACGUGUUGUCGACGGCUAUCUCACGUGCAACUGGAGAGCCUCUGAAUGAAUAUAUCUCGCGCAAGAUAUGGGAUCCUGCUGGAAUGCAAUACGAUGGAUAUAUACGAACAACUGGCGCUGGACACGUGGAUGGUCACGGGGGCCUCUCAAUAACUUUGACAGACAUGGCACGCUUCGGAUGCUUCAUUCUCGAAAGUUUCGAAGACGGAGGAAGAGGUCCCAACGUUCCAUCUGGUUGGUUCCAAGACAUAUCCGAUGCCAAGAACAGUGUCGGGGCUAGGGCUCUUCAACCAGAUAACUUUGUCUCCAACUUUGGCUAUGAGAGUGGUUGGUGGACUACAGGCAGGGGUGGAAAAGAAUACAAAAUGGGUGAUGACGGUGCGUUUGCGGCGAUUGGAAUGUAUGGCCAGUCUAUCUACAUAGUUCCAAAGUUGGACGCCGUGAUCGCUAUUCAAUCUGGGUAUCCAGAGCAUGAGUUGGACUUAUUCACGAAGAACGCAGAAUUGGCAACUGCCAUACUCAAGGCACUGAGAGAGCGGUAAUGUGUUAUAAAAGUUACAAGUAAUUAAAAUUUAGAUCUUUGAAUCUUUUCACACUCUGCCCUUAAUCUAUCAUUGUCCAAGGUUCACGUUUCACAUCAGUAGCCUAUCAGAGCUGAGUAC
Fusarium redolens is the source of this 1445-nucleotide messenger RNA. Its product is annotated as beta-lactamase/transpeptidase-like protein. The record is from RefSeq and is a predicted model, not a curated record. The transcript has a single exon. The coding region runs from base 126 to 1325 and encodes 399 amino acids. Lineage: Eukaryota; Fungi; Ascomycota; Sordariomycetes; Hypocreales; Nectriaceae.